Messenger RNA from Sphaeroforma arctica JP610, 2343 nucleotides. Its product is annotated as serine/threonine protein kinase. The record is from RefSeq and is a predicted model, not a curated record. The transcript is spliced from 14 exons. Lineage: Eukaryota; Ichthyosporea; Ichthyophonida. Bases 1 to 2343 code for a protein of 780 amino acids. Gene Ontology annotation, biological process: cell surface receptor protein tyrosine kinase signaling pathway; positive regulation of kinase activity; regulation of TOR signaling. Gene Ontology annotation, cellular component: signaling receptor complex. Gene Ontology annotation, molecular function: ATP binding; transmembrane receptor protein tyrosine kinase activity.
AUGGUACAUACGUACAGUGGUGCACGACCCAUUGGCCUUCAGGAUUGUACAAUUUUAUCGGGUCGUAUCGCGAUUUCGCGAAGAAACUCUAACAAUACUAUUAGGACGGUCUCGGGGCUAGAGGUAGAUCGCAAGCCUUCUGACGUGGAAAGCAAACUCAAAAUUGAAGCUUUGGCUGAAAAACAAAACAAGAUAUUACACCGGCGACUAUUAGGAAGUCUAGUUGGUGGUCUCCUUAACGUGACAUUGGGAGAUGAUAACAUAGUAAAUGACCCUCUCAAUGGGACGGAAUCAGGUGCCCAAUCAAACGAUACAUCAGGCGAUGGAGGGGGAUUGCUUGGUGGCAUAUUAGGAGAGGAUGGGUUAGUCGAUGGCGUUUUGGGUGAAGAUGGUGUUGUUAAUAAUCUCCUCAACGAAACAUUAGGGGAUGAUGGCACAGUUGGUGGUCUUUUGGGCGAGGAUGGUGUGGUAGGUGGUCUUCUGAAUGCAACAUUAGGAGAGGAUGGUGUAGUAAAUAGUCUGGUGGGUGGGGAUGGUAUAGUUGAUAACCUUUUGAACGAAACGUCAGGAGGUGACGGUCUACUUAUUGGUCUUGUGGGCGAGGAUGGUCUCGUUGAUGACCUUCUGGGUGGAGAUGGUAUAGUUGAAGGCCUGCUGAAUGCAACAAUAGGCGAUGAUGGGUUGGGCGAUGACCUCCUGGGCGAGGAUGGGUUGGUUGACGACCUUCUGGGACAAGAUGGUUUAGUAAAUGGACUUAUCAACGCAACAUUAGGGGAGGAUGGCUUAGUAAAUAAUUUGCCUGAUACUGUUGUGGAUGUGAUCGAUGAAACGGUGGGUGACAAUGGCUUAAUAGAUGACGUGCUUGACAUUGUUGUGGUUGUAGCGAAUGACACAUUGAGUGAAAAUGAGCAGAUUGUGGAUAAUGUGGUCAAUAAUACCAAUACCACACUCGACGACAUUGUUACAAAUCCCGCUUCUGCCCCGGGGAAGCUUAUCGGAUAUAACGGAACCGAUGGGUUCGAUGAGCAUGAGUUCUUGGGAGACUACCCUGCACCCGUCUAUGAGCCAAGUGGUUGGCAAUUUGCAGACGGGUAUUGGUGGACAGUGAGUUGUUGGGUGCAGGCGCCCUAUGAGCCCGAAACGCACAAACCCAUGGCACCAGCAGGCGGAACUUCUGCCGAUUGUCCAAAGGGUCUGCUGUUGCAAUGGUCGCGUCCUCCCCCACUUGCGGUGUAUAUGAAUGAAGCCUUCCAAUCGGGUGUGAAGCUGACAGUCAAUCACGAUAGUACAGCGUUCCAGAUAAACAACCUGGAUGGUAUGGCUUAUUUCAUCCCGCACUUUGCCAUGUACGGGUGCUUGGAGUUCGACGGCAUCUACUGCAUACCAUCUAUCGACAGCACGGACGACUUCAUGAAGAUAAACCAGAUGGUUCCCCCUAUGCGUAGCGACGAGAAUGUAACCGAAUACCAGUUCAUGGGGCAUUUGCGUCUCAUGGAUGGUAAAUAUAUGGUGACGUCUCACGUCAACUUCUUUGAUGAGGAUGGCAAUCAAGUGAUAAUGGCGUUGGGGGCUUUUACUACCGCAGAGCCCGAAGGAAUGGCCCGUUGGUUGAGUGCGUUAUUUACUGUGGGGCUGUUGGCUGUUGUGCUGAUUGUGUUCGUGAUGAUCUACUGGUUCUAUCGCUUCAGGAAAGAGCGCCGCAAAGUCAAAAGACUCCGCCCUCAAACAUAUCCCAAGAACCUUCCUGCACCGUUGCUGGACGUAGACGCGCUGGAUGAGAUAUCCACUGACGAGUACAUCAGCAGCGAACGCUUUAUGGCCUUAGAAAAACUGGGCGAUGGAGCGUAUGGCGAAGUGUUCAAGGGCGCGCUUUUCAGGGAGGGUACCCCCAUACUAUGCGCCAUCAAGACACUCAAAGAGGAGCAUCGAGUCACUCUAUCGGACAAGUUUUUGGCUGAGGCGUCUGUGAUGCGUCAGCUGAGACAUCAGAAUGUGGUGCGGAACAUCGGAGUCAGUGGAAUUGCCGAGACGGAGCGAGCGGAGAUAUGCAUUCUCAUGGAGUUUCUAGAAAAAGUAUAUCUGCAGAAGUACCUGAUAGAUAACCCCCAGAUCUCUGCGGCGGAGUUGCUGAGCUUUUCGGCGCAAAUUGCUCGCGGGUGCGAGUGCAUCGCCAGUCACAGUCUGGUGCACCGUGACAUAGCUGCACGCAACUGUCUGCUGGGACAGAUGGGAUCAGGGGGUCACUUCACAGUCAAGAUCAGUGACUUUGGUCUGGCGCGUGUGUUUGGAGGUGAAGACGACAACUACAUCAUGGAGGGAGAAGGGCUUAUGCCUAUCCGGUGA